UACGAUAAGUAGCGAGAACACCCAGGUCUGAAUUACUAAUUCGACAUCAUGACUAGUGCACAUAGAGCUUCCAUGAACGGUGACAUUUUGCGGGAUUCGCACGAAGAUGCACGCCGGGAAAAUCUAAAAGGAGGCGGCAUUGAUACGCGGCCACGACCAGGUGGUGUAUGCUUUAUGUAUUCAAGGAUCCUGGCUCGUUUCUGGUACGUGAUCUGCCUGCUCGUUUUCCUGACGGUGGGGGCGUAUACAACUUUGUCAUUAACAGCGUACGAGCUCCCGGACUUUUCGAACCCGUCAGAGGGCUUCGAGACGCGCGGUACAGUGAUACAAUCACGUUUAAUUAGUCUCAGUAACCUUAUGGAAGAUGAAGACCAGGUGGUGAGUCUCCCUCCAGCGGUAUACAAUAGCCAACCAAGGAUAAAACGACAGGCCGGAACUGAUGCUGGUGUCCAGUUCUGUUAUUCCAUCGAAUAUUGGGGCGAACUUGUUCCGGUCAUGGUGUUUGAAAAAGUAGACGGUGGAAACACUCUAACAACGUUGGCCAUCAAGUCGGUUUGCACUACCGGGGAACAGCUCGUUACGAACCAUCCCUUGUUCAUGUCGAACUGCCUCUGUGUCGGCAUCUAUACGGACAGAGCCUGCCCCAGCACAUGGUCUUUAGGAAAUUACAUAGCACUGCUCUCCAAUAAGUCAUCGUGUGCGGAUAUAACAGACGAUGAUGUAACAUCUACUAUGAUUAUACUUGAAUACUGCGCACCGUAUUUGCACAACAUAACACGAUUAGAGCUGAGUUCAGCCGCACCCGGUUCGAUUCCCGCUGAAUGUAGUCAACAUGACUUCGCUGCCCAUACCGUGCUGUACUAUCUCCUGCCGGCAGUUUUCACCCAGGAUAUUCUAGACGGCGUGACACCACUAGAGAGUCGAAUCAAUGCCGUGUUUUACCCGAUCGACAGCCAACAGAAAGAUGCACUCGAAACCAUCUAUACAGAGAACAUCAUGCCAGUUUCCUACGAAGAUGGGAUCACAACUGUCAAGGCUGUGAAUUUUUUCAUCAAGUUCAGACUGUUUUCCUCGAACCUCUUUGCAGAUACCCUGUACAUGGGCAUUGGGGUAGGCCUCGUGUUCUUCUUAAUAUGGGUGUACACCGGGUCUUUUUUGGUCACCCUCACGGCACUUUUCAACAUGAUAUUCUCGUUGGUUCUUGGGUAUGUUUUCUACACUGUUGUCUUCGGCAGACCCUUCUUUCCGUUUGGAAACUCCAUGACCGUGAUUUUGGUUAUAGGCGUCGGUGCUGACGACACCUUUGUGUUUAUGGACUUGUGGAAGCAGUCGAGAGCAAAGCUUGGUAUCGAGGACCUGCCACUACUUGUCUAUGAUACGUUACGUCAUGCUUCGGUCACGAUGUUCGUCACAAGUGUAACUACAUCAGCUGCACUCUUUGCGACUGUUGUCAGCCACACCACCGUGGUCAAAUGCUUCGCUGUUUUCGCUGGUACCUCGAUCAUAAUGAAUCUAGUAUUGACCCUUACACUGUUGCCUGCCGUCAUCGUCAUGCAACAUAAAAUUACCUUAUGCUGCUGUCGAUCAAGAAAACAGCGUUCAACAACCACCAAAUCUAAAUGCACGAUAUGUCUGAACAAUAUUUUGUUCAAACCCAUAAGCGUAGUUUUUGAGCGCGUUAUCCCAUUCCUUGUGAGUAAACUUAGAUAUCUAUGGAUAACCCUUUUCACACUGUUGAUGAUAGGUGGUGCUUAUGUGAUAUUCUUUCAACCCGGGUUUCAACUUCCUUCCCAAGCUGACUUUCAGUUCUUCGCAAUCUCUCACCCUUUUGAGCAGUACGAUUUUGUUUACAAAGAUCACUUUUCGUUCAGUGAGGAGGAUACUUAUGAUGCCAAAGGUACCAUCAUUUGGGGCGUCCAGGCUGUAGAUAACGGGAAUCACUGGGAACCUGGCGAUUCUGGAACGUUGAUUCUAGACGAUAGUUUCCAGUUCUACGAGACAGAACACCAAACGUGGAUGCUGAACUUCUGCGCCGAGCUCCGUAACCAAAGCUUUGUCAAUCUGGGUGAACCAGUGAGAUGCUUUAUUGAAAACUUCAAAGACUAUAUGGAAAUGAGCUGUACAAACCCUCGCACUGGAGAAGACGUAUCCCCCUGCUGCAAUCAAUUUGAUUUCCCGUAUGAUCCCGCCCUCUUUGACCUUUGCCUUUAUGCGUUCGCAACAGAGGACCUUUUCCCGGAUCUUUUCUUUGAGAGAAACAACUCGAGACUUGUGGUUAUCAAUGUCACAUUCACCACAACAUUUUCUAAAAGUAAUCUGUACUCAUCAAAUGAUGAAUUCUGGAAGUCUGUUAAUCCUUGGAUGGAAGAGAAGAUCAGUUCAGCCCCGGAUCCAUUACACAAUGGCUGGUUUAUUUCCGGAUUCAACAAUGGACUUAAGUUCUACGAUCUUCAGCAGAGUCUUGCCUCCGGAACUAAAAUCUCUAUGGUCAUUACGCUGGCGAUAGCAUCCGGAGUCCUACUCCUAGUCAUUCAGAAUGUAUUAAUAACAAUUUGUGCUAUGGUUACAAUAACAAGUGCUGUUUUGGUAACAGUAGCUAGCCUUGUUCUUCUUGGAUGGGAAUUGAAUAUCAUCGAAGCGACUAUCGUCACGUUGGCCGUUGGGUUAUCGGUUGAUUUCACCAUUCACUACGGUGUGGCAUUCAAGCUCUCUCCUAGCUCGGAUCGUGACCAACGUACUCGCUACUCAUUAACAACCAUGACGGCUGCUAUCACCAUAGCUGCUCUGUCGACCUUCAUAGCAGGGGCCAUAGUGCUGCCAGCUACGGUCGUGGUCUACUAUCAGUUCGGAGUCUUCUUGAUGCUCGUAGUCAGUAUCAGUUGGAGUCAUGGAACUUUCUUCUUCCAAGCCCUUUGCAUCACGAUUGGUCCGCAAGGUCGUUGUGGCGACGUACCUUGCCUGCCAUGUUGUGAAUGCUGCAGGCUGGGCGAGAAGCCAAAGAAGGCUGUCAAACCGGCUCGUUUAUCAACCGUCAUUCAGAGUCAUGAUAACCCACCACUUGCAAGCUUUAUUGUCACUGAGGAGAGAGUUCAGACUUCCAUAGGGCAGAACAACAGAGAUCAAGCUAAUAGUCAGAACCAUCAAGUGCAGAAUGGCGUCUCAGAACGUCGCACUAGCCAUCGCAACGGGUCCGCAAAUCAGGGUUACAACGAUAGCCAUGAGACUCAGGAACAGCGUGACAGAUAUGGUUAUUUGUAUCUUAACCAAAUAACAUUAGACCGCCGGUACCUAACGGGACAGUAGUAUCCAAAGGGGCAAACCACAUACGCCUCUCUUAAUACUUAUGCAUGACGUCAUAAUUCUUACCCAAAAUGAGGCUAUGAUGGG
Molecule: messenger RNA, 3387 nt
Organism: Asterias rubens (European starfish)
Lineage: Eukaryota; Metazoa; Echinodermata; Asteroidea; Forcipulatida; Asteriidae
Product: protein dispatched homolog 1-like
Exons: 4
Coding region: 49-3303 (1084 amino acids)
Cellular component (GO): membrane
Source: RefSeq, a predicted model, not a curated record